AUGUUGUGGACAAAAUGGCUAUUAUUACUAGCCUCGACUCAUGCUCAAAGCACACCCGAUUGUCCUAUCCUUGGAGCUGCAUACCCUGCACCCAGAGCUCUGUCAAAAGAUCCGACCUUCCUCGCAGCAACUCAAAAGAUAAGCACAAGGCUUAACACAGCAAUUGACAAUGAAAAUUUAUCUUCCGUCUCUUUUGCACUGCAGAUAUUCAGCAGCCAUGAAUCCGAUCCAGCAUACGGGUUCUACCUCACAGACGACUUAAUUAAGAAUGGAAAUGUCGGUGUUACUGAAGUUGAUGAGAACACAAUAUUCCGCAUUGGCAGCGUAUCAAAGCUGUGGACAAUGUUCCUUUACAUGACUUUUGGCGGGAUACGGUACUUUUACGAGCCUGUUUCGAAGUACGUACCCGAGCUACGGGUGAAUCAAAGCUUGGCACAAUCAACAAACGCCAUUGAUCAUAUAAAGUGGGAUGGUGUGACCAUUGGCGAGUUGGCAAGCCACCAGGCUGGUGUUUUGAGAGAUUACGCAUUUAUGGAUCUAUCAUUCCAGCAAAAAACUCUUCAAAUUCAGGGAUUUCCCGCGCUAGCUGAGUCUCAGCAGUUGACAUGCGGAAACGCGCAUCUGUGCGACAGGAAAGGUUUCUUUGACGGAAUACUACAGAGUCUAUAUUCUAAUGCAGGCUACCAAAUUCUCGGAUACGCCAUGGAAGCAAUUCUCAAUUCCAGUUACGAGAAAAUAUUAAUGGAUCGACUUAUUGAGCCUCUCAAUUUGACAAGAUCCAGUCUUCACACCCCUGACCCAGCUUUAGCAGUGGUACCCUACAACGAGUCGUUCAGCUUUUUCAACUUCGAAUUCGGCGAUGAAGCAAGUGCCGGUGCGAUAUAUUCAUCAGCAAAAGACAUGUCGACUUUCGGCCGUGCAAUUCUUUCAAACAAGCUGGUUGACCCUUCGGUCACCAGACAAUGGAUGAAGCCAAUAACUCACACAUCGUCCAUACGACAGGCAGUGGGUGCUCCUUGGGAAAUCUAUAGUUUUUCAACACCUCGUCGGACCGAUCUCUACACCAAAGCUGGUGAUAUCGGGAUGUACUCCAGCUUCAUAGGUCUCUCGCCAGACCAUGACGCCGGCUUCAGCGUCUUGCUCGCGGGUAGCAACUCACAUCAGUCUACAGCGAUGAUAUCGGAAAUCGUCUCAGAUAUAUUAUUACCAACACUCGACUUGGUUGCAAGGAACCAAGCACUGGAGCGAUUCGGUGGAACAUAUCAGCUGGCAACCGACGGGUCCAACUCUUCCAUCACCAUAACCGCGGAUGACAGCCCUGGGUUGAAGAUCGAGAGCUGGAUCAGCAACUCCGUCGACAUGUACGCAACCCUGAUGAGCAUGCAAAAAGUGACCGAUCGUUCUGCAAUGAGUAUACGCCUACAGCCGACUGGUCUUCAGACUGGGACUAGGAUUGGAUUUGCUGCUGUGAUAUAUUCGCAACCCACGCCGCCUAACGCCGGCCCCAUCACGGGCUCCUGCUUCUCGUGGCAAUUACUCGAAUCCUUUAUAUAUGGAAACGUUGCUUUGUCUGAGUUUGAAUUCGAGGUUAAUGAUGACGGGAAUGCGACGAGCGUCUCGCCUCGGGCAUUGCGCAUAACUCUCCCAAGGCUGUGA
This is a messenger RNA of Penicillium brevicompactum, 1656 nucleotides long. Its product is annotated as serine hydrolase domain-containing protein. The coding region runs from base 1 to 1656 and encodes 551 amino acids. The transcript is spliced from 5 exons. The record is from RefSeq and is a predicted model, not a curated record. Lineage: Eukaryota; Fungi; Ascomycota; Eurotiomycetes; Eurotiales; Aspergillaceae.